This is a messenger RNA of Fusarium sp. VM40, 252 nucleotides long. Lineage: Eukaryota; Fungi; Ascomycota; Sordariomycetes; Hypocreales; Nectriaceae. The record is from the annotation of a GenBank genome assembly.
AUGGCUUCUCAACUACUACCCCUCGAGCUUAUUGAUAAGUGUGUUGGCUCCAGGAUCUGGGUCAUCAUGAAGGGCGACAAGGAAUUCAGUGGAACUCUCGUCGGCUUCGACGACUACGUCAACAUGGUUUUGGAAGAUGUGACUGAGUUUGACUACUCGGGUAACCACACCAAGCUGCCCAAGAUUUUGCUGAACGGCAACAACAUUUGCAUGUUGAUUCCCGGUGGUGAGGGGCCAGAGGGUGCUGCUUGA